AUGGCGACAGUCAGUGCCGGUGAUGUGUACAAUGUGCCUCUCUAUCCCAGCUACUACAGCACUGUGCGUGUACGCCCUACGGGAUACGCCUACGACUGGGGUGUUGAGGGUUUGUCCUGGUUGCGUAGCAACAACCAUGCCAAUGGCCGGGCCAGGAAGAAAGAAGUUCGGUACAAGUCUUCGAAGCAUCAGACCUGCUUCGUUGCGGGUGAUACAGAGGAUGUAGAGGAUGGUGCGGGUGGAAGUAGCAGUGAUAAUGGACAAUUAACAAGGAGUUUCUUCAGGCUGGCGACGUAUGUGGGCCCUCCUACACUGCCUGCCAUCGCACCUGUAGCAGCACCGUAUCCACGCCAG
This is a messenger RNA of Sphaeroforma arctica JP610, 354 nucleotides long. RefSeq lists its product as hypothetical. NCBI's taxonomy places the organism in Eukaryota, Ichthyosporea, Ichthyophonida. The transcript has a single exon. The annotation marks the transcript as partial. The record is from RefSeq and is a predicted model, not a curated record.